Molecule: messenger RNA, 3739 nt
Organism: Clunio marinus
Lineage: Eukaryota; Metazoa; Arthropoda; Insecta; Diptera; Chironomidae
Source: the annotation of a GenBank genome assembly
GCUCACUCUUCUCUCUUCAUAGCCAACGACAAAGUUUUUCAUAUCAAGAGGAAAAAAAAUUAUUUUAGUAUGAAUUAGUAGAAUAAAUCGAGUGAUUCUGUCUCCACUUAAGUCUUCUUAGAUUAGUGUCACGUUGGGUUAAGAAGAUAACGUGAAAAUUUUCACAAUUCGAUCUCAAUUUACGGAAUAUGUCAGGAUCAAGAAUUUCACUAAGUAAAACUUAAAAAAAAAGAAGAAACCUUUAACUAUCAGGCAAACAAACAAACAAGAAAUCUCUCUAGAAAUAAUCUCACGCAAUGGAGUCAAAAGGAAUCGAUUGCCUUCUCAUUACAGCAAAUUGUGGAAGUGUUUUUGAGGAUCCUUCACGAUUGCUGGGAAAUUGGGUCUCUGAAUUUUUGUCUCAUGUGAAAUUAACUAAACCCAAAUUCAUAGCUGUCCAUCUUCAAGAGGUCGGAGGCAAAACGUAUGAAAAGUCAAUGGAAUAUGUGCAAGAGUUCAUCAAGGUUCUAUGUGAGUCUGAAGACCUCGUCGAAUACAACAAAAUACGAGUGUUUCUUGAUGAAGAUUACAAUUCUGCGGAGCACUUUACAGCACUGGGAAACUUGUAUUUCAUCCACGAUUCCAUAAAUAACGUUAGAAUAUGGAAUUUCUUGACGUAUGAGUUUGAAAGUGUUGAUGGUAAAACAAUUCACACGGGAAGCAUUGAAACGGUGCCCACGAAAGAGAAAGCUAAGUUCCCACAACAAUUCUUUCCCGAAUGUAAAUGGAGUCGGAAAGGCUUUUUGAGGACGAGGUGGAACGUUGAUGGAACAACAUUUGACUUAAUCAAUAUUCAUUUGUUUCAUGAUGCAAGCAAUUUAGCAGCAUGUGAACAAUUUCCAUCAGUUUAUUGUAAAAGUCGUCGAAGAGCUUUGCUACAUACUCUCGAACGCUUUCAUAAAGAUCAGAAAAAUGUUUUGGUUCCGUUCUUCAUAUUUGGUGAUUUCAAUUUUCGCUGUGAUACAGAAGGUGUAGUCAAAAAACUAACGAUGGAUCUGAUUGAACAAAGAAUUCCGCACUUGAAGGCGGAUCAUUCAAAGGUGCAAUUUCGUGAUGCUGAUGGAUGUGUGAAACUAACAGUUGGUAAAAAAGAAUUUACGCAUGUUGACUAUACAGUGUUUAAGCAAGAGUGGCUACGUCAAUUUGACCGUGAACUUGAACCUAUACGUGAGAUUUUAUGGGAAUUUCCAAUUACCUUUGCACCAAGUUAUCCUUAUGAAGAACAUCCUGACAUGCCACAUCACUACAUGUCAACAAGAUGUCCAGCUUGGUGUGAUCGCAUACUAAUGAGCAAAGCAGCAAAAAAAUUGAUUGAGAAUGAAGAAGACAACCAACAAUAUGGAAUCAUAGGACAAGAUACUUGCAUGGGAGAUCACAAACCUGUUUUCUUGAAAUUCCGAAUGAAAUCCAAUCAAGGUAUAGUCAAUAGUUGUGAACACACAAAUGCUGUUGAUGAAAUAUCCGAAAAAGAGAAUUUAGUCAAAAAUCCAUGCUUAAAGCAAUCAAAUAUUUGUGUCAGUUGUUUAAAGCAUUUAAAUGUAAUCACAGAAAAGUUUAGUGAUAAUUUAUCAGUACCAUCAUCGCUGCCACUUAAAUCACAAUCUUCUUCAAUAUCGCCAUUAGUCAGUAUAAGUGUCAUCGAUGCUGACAAUUUAAACGUUUGCAUGUGCCAUUCACUUGAAGAUUAUGCAGCUUUAUAUGAGAAGUCAAAAGGUGAUAAAAUCUGUGGAAAGUGUCGAAAUAAAAUAAAACAACAACCUCAUGAACGUCGUACAUUGGUUUCGAAGAGAACGAUGCUUGGUGAUGAUAUUGUCGUUAAUCGUAUAGAUUCACAAUUUUUGUCGAGCACAUACACAAGUAACAUUUCUCAGUUAAAGAAACUUCAAGAUCCUUACACACCAGAAAGCAUUGAAUCUCAUUCGCCUCUGCCUGAGAUAGAAGAAACACAAUUUCCGAUUAUUAAUGAGAAUUCUGAUUGCGAUGAUAUUCUUCUUAAAAAUAUUUGCGAUGCUAAUAAGCAUAUCAGUGAUAUUGCAUCAUUUAGUGAAUUGAAAGAUGAUCAUGAUGAGAAUAAAAUUGGAAUUAUUCAAAAUCAUAUCAACAUGACGCAUACGGUAUCGCCUAGUCAAUUAACAACGAGAUUGGAGAUUCUCCGUCGUGAAUCACAACUAAUUAUGCAUGAUUUCGGGAGAAAAGGUGGCAGCGAUCAUGAUGGCACUGACAUUGGCGAUAAAAAGUCUUUAAAGAAAUCAAAAUGUUGCUUACAUGCAUUUAUAGAACAGCAAAUAUGGAAAACUCAAAUUGAUUUGACAAUAUUCCAAGAUCUGAUGACAGAAUGUGAAAAUAUUGUGGAACAAUCAAAAUCUCGCUAUAUUAGAUUCAAGCAUGAAUCAAGCAUUAGCGAGUCUGUUGACUCCGAACAAGGCGAAAAUGAAGAAGCAACAGGUGGAGACGCUGCAAAUGAUGAAAAUGUAGCAGAGCAAAUUUUCCUCGAAACAACUGUUUAAGAUUCUAAAAAUAAUUCGAAAAGUUAUAUCUACGCAACAUUUGAAAUUGUUGUGUGAAGUACCUCUCAGUUAGCAGAUACAAACCCUUCCAGCGAUCUCGCAUUCAUGGCACACGCAAAACUCCGUUUUUCUUGUAUAAGAAAUAUAAAUGGCAAUGUUAUAUCAAUAAGAUUCAAAAGAUUCCUUAUUUUAACUUAUUUAAACAAAGUAGGACAUACGUAAAUCAAUAGACGUUUAUCGUUACCCGUUAUCAACCCCGAGAUAAUAAAAAAAAAAUAUUAUAAGAAUUUUAUAUAUUUAUAUAAAUGUUAAAAGUAAUUUGCAUAAGUAUUUAAUAUAGCGAAAGAAACUUAACAGAAAAGAAAUGAAUAACUAUCUAGUCAAAACAUUUUGUCUGGAGAUCAAUUUGGGAACCAGUUGUCGAGGUGAAUCUUUCAGAUUCUCCUGUUAACAAGUUUUUUUCUAGACGUAAAUUUAAAUGUUAAGAAAAUUAAUGUUUGUAAGUGUUAAAAGCUGUUUUAAUUUUUCUUUUCAUAGACAUUGAAAUAUCACAUCAAUUAAGUUGUUUUGAAAGAAUUCAUCUAAAAUAGAGAAUCUUUAAAAAGGUCUCAUCCGCAUUAUCUUAUAAAUAACCAUCCUACAGUCUAUAAUCGAUAUAAAUUUCAACGUCAUGAGAUAAUAUUUCAUAAUGAAUAUUGAUAACAAUUAAAGCUAUUUAAAACCUGAUCAGCACAUCAUUUAAAGAAGCUUCCAUGAUAUUUUUAGCUUCUCAAAACAUUAAUUAUGAUAAGACAAAAAAGAACUUUUCUACUGAAGUAAAAUUUCUAUUUAUACUGCAGGAGAAAAUCUUUUCAUGUGUUUUGCGUCUCGAUCAAAUAAUUUUACAUUCCGAAAAGAAAAAAAAACCAAGUCUAUUUUAAAAAGAAAUUUUAUAAAAGAAUAAGAGUUGAUGAUAUUUUAACUUUUUUUAAAUAUUAUAUCACCUAUCCGCACUAUGUUCUCGCAGCCUGCUUCCCGCGAAAAUAGAGAAACAAUUAACAUAAUAUGGCCCACGAGAUUUCUCUUUCUUCUGCAAUUUCUUAAAGCAUUUUGUUUCAAAAUUUAAUUCACGUGGAAAGUAAAUUAAGCACACCUGAAAUGUUGAUGUAGAAUCAUAAUGAAGAUGAGAAUAAAAGCAUGUUCAUCAAAAAAAG